CUAAAGAUUGGCAAAUUCCGCAAUUUUUGGUUUUUAUUUAGCUAAAAAUUUGUUGUAGGUAUGUGUCAUUCUUGUGAUAAAAAAUAAAUAAAUAAAUAACCACAAAAAAAGGAGAAGAAAAAAUAAAGUUUUAUUUGAAACAGGAAGAAAAUUAAGAACAUGAAAGCCUAUUACAGAAAUAAUCUUCAAAAGUCACAAAUGACUGCAGUAGCGAAUGAUCAUACACGUUUUUUUUUUGAAAAAUUGAUUGAUCAGGGCUAAAAAUUACUUACUUACUUAUUUUUAAAUGAUAUACUGCAUUGGUGUAGGUACUGUACGUUUCUGAUUUAAUAAUUAUAUUUUUGUAGUUGUUGUGGUUGUUGUUUUUCACACAAAGUAUAUUUUGCAUGAUAUUCAUUGUUGCAUUGCUGACAAAAAAAAAAAAAAAAAAAAAAACUGGAAUAAGAAUAAAAAAAAUUAAAACAUCAAAUGCAGUAGAAGGAUAUUUUUUUUAAAUAUAUUAUACAAUCAAUAUUAUUAUCAUUGAUACAAAUAUUCACACGAAAUGAUCUACUUUUUUGAUUAUUACAUGAUGAAAUGUCAUUUUUACUUCUCGUAUGCAUUUUUUACAGAUUUUUUUCAAUAUAAUACAUAAUUGAUUAAAAAGGUAGGUAAGGACAGAUUUCAGUGACAAAACUCAACUGAAAUUAAUUCUACAUUGAUAAUUUAUUUUACUAUGAAUCUGAACACUCAGACUCUGUUUCACGAUUGAGAUGAUGGUGAUGUUUAUGAAACGUCACAUCUGUCAUCUUGUGAAAAAAAAAGUAAAACCAACAGGACCAUCAUAAUACAUAUAGGUAUUUGAGAUUCGUCAGAGUCCAAAUAUUCAUCCUCUACAUUGAAAAGUUUUCUCAACAUUUUUUUUGGGGUAAUGUGUAUUAUGUCCUGAUCUAGCCCAAAUUUCAAAGUGUCUUAUGUCCUGGUCUAGCCUUAAGUAUUACUACUCAUAUGCCUCUCAAAGAAAAAAAUCAAACCGCAAGGUUUCUACUCAUUUCCCUCAUAACAAAAAAUAUUAUAUCAUCAAAAAUUUCCCCGACAAUUAAAAACACAACAACGGGAAGCCUUCAUUAGAUAAGAUAAACAAAAUCAUAAACGAUAAAAUUCAAUGAUGCAUCAAAUUGCCACCAAACGAACAAUGAUACGACCAACGAACAGUUUGAAAUAUGUAGAUACCCACCUAAGUAAUUCGUAGUUCUGAUUCGAAAUAUGUACAAUUCGCGAAUUCGCGAUGAUUUUUUUGAUAUUUUCACUCUUGAAAGUCGGUGUAUUUUUAUGGUUAUGCAUCAUUAUUGCAUCUUGCUCACUGGUAAAGUCACAGAAUUCAGUAAUAGGAUAUCAGAACGUAACCAUACAAUGCGGUAAAUCAUUGGCGUUUCCGGAAAAUCGCACAGAGCUGGGAAAUGGAGUGAAAUGGUAUCAUUUAUCGAGAGAAAAUUUACAAAACGAGCUUACCAGUGCAGUAAAUCAGUUAUCUACGUUCGAAGUAGAGAAUGUGCUGAACACUUCAUUACUUGAAAUAUUAAGUGUAACGAUUUACGACGCAGGAUGGUAUUCUUGCCUCAAGCAAUCGGAAACAACCAAAGAAGUAAUUCAUAGUAUUUGGUUGGAUGUUCACUGUGAUGGUGAUGAAGAAAUUCAACUUGGGAGAAAAAAAACACAAGAAAUCCAGAAUGGAAAAGGAAGUCCUUUUACCGUCAGAAAAUUAUACUUCAUUGAAAAUAAUGCGACAAUGCUGAGAUUAUGGACUUUUUUCAGAGGUUAUCCGAAACCAUUCACAAAUACUUGGCUGGAGAAUGGUAUAAUAGUAAGUAGCGGGCUCCUCUGGCAGAUAGUUUUAAAUAUCAGUGCGCUCAAAGUACCGAGGGAAUACUUACAUCAAGUUUGUAAUAAAAAUGGCUGCAUGAAAGAAAAAUACACAGUCAAAUUGACAGCACAAGGAAACAUUGAACUUCAAGAAGAAAAAGGCAAAUUUAUAGCUCUGUUUUGCGGUUUUAAUUCCGAGUCACGAUGGAUUUCAGAAUGGUACUUUUAUGACGAUGCUGGAAACCAAACGAAGCUGGAGCAGAAAUUUCAUAACCUCACAGAAACACACACGACUCAUAAAAUAUCUAUGAUAACCGAUGAUAAUGAAGGCGAAUACGUAUGCAAAGCGAAUUCUGUGGACUUGAAAUGGGAAACCAAGCAUGUUUUUCAUCUAAAAGUCGUCCAACGUAUGAAUCCAUAUUUGAGUACUAGCUCAACUAGCAGAAGUCCCAAGACAAACCCAUCCGAAAAUGAUUCUUUGGGUAAUUACGAUAUUAUCAUUUUCGUCACAACAUCUUCACUAAUUUUAUUACUGAUUGGGAUAGUUUCUUACUCAAUCAUCGCAUACUGCAGAUUAAAACGAAAGAGAAAACUUGAGAAAACAGAGAUGCAACAAUUUAUCAAAAAAAUUAUCGUUGAGAAACAAAUCCACAUCAACGGCGAUAUCCCAGAUUGCUUGAACAUACCAAUUGUUUCAAUCCAACGCAUACAAUCCGAUAUCGUCAAAGGUGGUAUGGUCUGUAAUGACGAAUAUGAAAUAUCGAUCGAUGAACGAUGGGAAUUUCCAAGAAAUAAUUUGAGUCUUGGAAACACUUUAGGUGAAGGUGAAUUUGGCAAAGUCGUUCGAGGUGAAGCGUUGAACAUUUCAGGACAGGAAAACGUUACCACAACAGUUGCUGUGAAAAUGGUCAAAGACGAUCACACAGAUAAAGAUAUGAUAGAUCUGGUAUCUGAAUUGGAGCUGAUGAAGUUGAUUGGCCAUCAUCCCAAUAUUUUACAAUUGAUCGGCUGUUGCACUCAAAAAGGUCCUUUGCUCGUGAUAACCGAAUACGCUGCGAAUGGAAACCUCAAAAACUAUCUACGAAGACUUCGUAUUGAAUCGAAAAAUGUGCCAGAAAAUACUCUGAUGAAAUACGCUUUGCAAAUUGCUCAAGGCAUGGAGUACUUCGCUUCCAUUAAAUGUAUCCAUAGAGAUUUAGCAGCUCGAAAUAUCUUGGUAAUGGCCGACUUAACGAUGAAAAUAGCAGAUUUUGGCCUCUCCAGAAAUAUUCGCAAUAAAGACUAUUAUAAAAAAACAUCAGCAGGCAGGCUUCCAAUUAAAUGGAUGGCUCCUGAGGCAAUACGUCGCCAUCAUUAUACGACCCAAUCAGAUGUGUGGUCAUUCGGUGUGUUAAUGUGGGAGAUUGUUACACUAGGAGGUAAUCCAUAUCCCACAUUCGACAAUAUGGUCGAGUUAUUUCACGCCAUCUUGAAAAAUUAUCGUAUGGAGAAGCCUCCGAAUACGUCUUCAAAUAUAUACAAUUUGAUGUCGUCUUGUUGGAAAUACGAACCGGAGCAUCGUCCAAACUUCUCCACUAUUGUAGAAAUAUUAUCAGAAUUGUCAACAAAUACUGACCCAAAGCUGAAGUCAGAAAACAACGAGAAACAGUCUUCAAGCUUUAAAUCAACGCUUCAUGAUUCCAAUAUUGAAUUACAAAUCAGGGAUCAAUCAGAGCACGAUGAAAUAAUUUCUGUUGCUUCAUCAGAACCCUGCAGUGAGAACGAGAAUGAUGACUGAUGACGAACAAGACUACCUAUACUUAAUUUCAUGAUACGAAAUUCUUCUAUAUCAUUAAUAGAUACCUACCUACGUAAUUAGUACGAGUAUGUAUCAUUAACAAUUUACUGAUUAUUUUUUUCUGUUUUUUACUCAUUAAAGACUGGAAAUUGC
Molecule: messenger RNA, 3772 nt
Organism: Planococcus citri (citrus mealybug)
Lineage: Eukaryota; Metazoa; Arthropoda; Insecta; Hemiptera; Pseudococcidae
Product: fibroblast growth factor receptor 3-like
Exons: 15
Coding region: 1268-3619 (783 amino acids)
Biological process (GO): protein phosphorylation; positive regulation of kinase activity; multicellular organism development
Cellular component (GO): signaling receptor complex; plasma membrane
Molecular function (GO): transmembrane receptor protein tyrosine kinase activity; ATP binding
Source: RefSeq, a predicted model, not a curated record